AAGCAGGAAUGGAUCGACCCUCUACUAAGGGGUGAGAUUCGUUCCGUAUAUAUGUCAUGACGGAGCCGGAUGUCGCCUCUAGCGACGCAACCGAUGUACGGCUCAGUACAGUCAAGUACGGAGAUGACUACCUUCUGAAUUGAUUGGUAUAAUGUUAGUCAGCAGUGCUGGGGAUCUAUGUUGUAAAGUUGUUAUCGUCAUUGGAGAGAGUGACCCCAAUCACGCCGACAAGUACAAGCAACAAUCUAAGAUUAUAGUUCCAGUCGGAAAGCCAGCCCCAAGGUCUCCAGAAUGUUUUCCAUGUAUGGGUAUGAUGAUGCGCUUUUGGAUCACGGCCACUUCCAUCUCGACAAUGUACGUGUUCCAGCCUCGAAUAUGCUUCUAGGGCCAGGAAGGGGAUUCGAAAUUAUGCAGGUCCGCAAGUGUCCUGGUAGGAUCCACCACGCAAUGUGCUGCUUUGGUUUCGUGAGUUCAGCCGACUUCUGUAAAGUGCCAAGUAGGGCAAACGGUCAGAGGAAGAGGCCUUUCGAAAAGGUACUUAGAGAGUAUGGCAGCAUGCUUGAGACUAAUGCGCACUGUCGAAUGGAAAAUGAUACGGCUCGUCUACUUGGAGUUGACGCGGCGGCGUGAAUUGACAAUAUCAACGCCAAAGGGGCCAUGAAAGGAAUUGCCGAAGCCAAAGUCUUCGUCCCUCAGGUCUCUUAUGCAGUCAUCGAUUGUGCCGUACAGUUCUUUGGUGGGGAAUGAGUUUCCCAAUACACUCUGCUGGCUGAUAUGUGGGCGUCGGUCAGGAUCAUGCGCAUUGCUGACGGCCCCAAUGAGGUUCAU
Molecule: messenger RNA, 828 nt
Organism: Exophiala aquamarina CBS 119918
Lineage: Eukaryota; Fungi; Ascomycota; Eurotiomycetes; Chaetothyriales; Herpotrichiellaceae
Product: acyl-CoA dehydrogenase
Exons: 3
Coding region: 292-630 (112 amino acids)
Molecular function (GO): oxidoreductase activity, acting on the CH-CH group of donors
Source: RefSeq, a predicted model, not a curated record